CGCGGCGCGUAUUCCGUACUUAUUUGUGCCGAGCCUCGCGAUUUAAUCUCCUUAAGUCCGUGGUGACUGGUGAGGCUGUCGCUCGAUUAUAUCACUCGGCCUCAUGGAUGGCAGACAAGCGAACGGCCACUCCAGCAGCAGCAACUCAAUGGCGAGUGCCAAUGUGAGCUCCAGGUCGAGCGCGAGGUGGGAGGAGGAGCGAUUCCCGGACAUUGUGGUGGGGAUUGAUUUUGGAAUGACGUGCACUGGCGUCGCAUACACGAUCGGACCGGAAUGGGGCCCUCCGAAGACAAUCCAGCGCUGGCCUGGCAAACUGCUCAGCGAACUCGCGAACAAAGUCCCGACAAUGCUGCUCUACGAGCCGGAUGGAAAGACAGUCAAGGAAUGGGGAUUCGGCUGCGACUCCGCGGACGACGGCGCCGAUAUCAAGGAAUUCUUCAAGCUGCACCUGGCAGUGCAGUCCGAGGGCGAUGGGCCGGGCAUCAGCAAACAGGAAGCGAGACGGUGGUUCAAGGAUUACAUCGCGUCGAUCUACAGGCACGUCGUGACACAUUUCGGCAAUACAAUCCCCGGGUUCGAGCGCAUGCGCGUGGAGUUCAUCUUUAGCGUGCCGACGACGUGGAAAGACGUGCGCAUGAUCGAGGAGAUACGCACCCUUAUCAAUGCGGCCAUUGGAGGGCCGCAUCAUUGGGCUUGUAUAGGGCUGACCGAGGCCGAGGCGGCGGCGGUUUAUGCUUGUCGCGACUACUACCGGACAAGUGAUAUCGUGCUGGUUUGCGACUCGGGGGGUGGGACGACGGAUGUGAACGUCCUGAAACUGGCAUCAGACCGCGGGCAGCCACUUCAGCUGGAGCAGCUGGGGAAUGUCGAAGGACGCCCGAUCGGAUCCGUCUUCAUCGACCGUGCAAUCUACAAAAUCAUCGUCGAGCGCCUAUCGAAAGUGAAAGACGAGCUGACGCAGACCCCGGAACAUAUCGCCUGGAAGAUGCUCUCCGGCCCCUUCCAACGACUCAAAUGCGCGUACGGCACUGAAGCAACGAAGACGCCGAGUCUGACCUUGGAGGUUCCCAGCUUGAAAAUCCUAGGGGCUGAUCUUCCGACUGCAGGAAUUUAUUCCGGACAGAUGCGGCUUCAAUGGGAGUACAUGAAGCACGCCUUCGACAAGAAGAUAGGAGAGAUGUGCCACUUACUCGAUGGCCAGAUACAGCAGAUGGAUACAAAGUAUCCGCACACUCGAAUAUCAUAUCUCGUGCUAUCCGGUGGCUUCGGGAGUUCACCAUACGUCAGGGAGUGCCUGCACCAGCGAUACGCCAUCCCAGGCGUAGCAAAGCACCCGAACGUAAUGGGCCUACAAGUCCUCAUGGUCGAAGAACCUCAACUCGCCGUCGUGCACGGGCUCGUCCUCGACCGCAUACAGCAGCUCAGGCAAGGAGUCGUGAUGUUCGGCUCGCGCUGCUCCCCUGUAAGCUAUGGCAUUAUCUGCGACCUUCUCUACGACCCGGUUAAACAUUUGGGUGAGAAGGUCCGUCGGGAUCCACGCGACGAUAAUCUCUACGCGAUUGACCAGGUGGAGUGGUUGAUCAUUCAGGGCACCGCGGUCCCUCAUACUGGAAUAUCCAAAGACUUCCAGCUGAAAAUGAAACCCGGCGAAGAGGAUUUGCCAUGGAAAGUGCACAUCGUGAUGUCGUCGAAUCCGCCGUACCAGCUCCCCCAGAGCUUGGGAGGUAAGGGCGUGCAGCAUGUCUGCAGCCUGGACAUCAACACCGACAAUGUGGACCGAAAGAUGAAGAACAGACGAUGGUUCAAUAUGCGGCCGCGGUAUUGGCGGGCGAACUUUGAUGUCAAGGUCGUUGUGGGGGCGGCAGACCUCACGUUCCAGCUGUGGUCGAAGGACCAGAGGAUCAGGAGUGGUGGGCAUGAGCCGAUUCGAGUGCAGUGGAUGCCUGCGGAGGAUGUGAAUGGGAUGGUAAUUAAUUGAUUGGACUCUAAUAUCGGGUACUCUCCAUAUGGAGACCACUUCCAUGUAGAAUAUCAAUUUAAUAAAUAUUAACAUCUUAGUUCACAGGGCAUUGGGUAGUUACUUUAGCUCCGAUGAAUGCU
Aspergillus versicolor CBS 583.65 is the source of this 2100-nucleotide messenger RNA. RefSeq names its product Hsp70 family protein. The coding region runs from base 104 to 1978 and encodes 624 amino acids. The record is from RefSeq and is a predicted model, not a curated record. NCBI's taxonomy places the organism in Eukaryota, Fungi, Ascomycota, Eurotiomycetes, Eurotiales, Aspergillaceae. The transcript is spliced from 8 exons.